CGAGAGUGCGAGCGCGGGCAAAACGAGCCGCACGCUUUGCUUUCCAAGGAGAGCAGCCGAGGCACGAAUGCCCUCGCCCCACAGGGGACUUCAGCCCCUUAGCAAGAACAGCAGCGUGUCCCUCAGCACUCCAGAAACGUCCCCUUUCCACUGACCCCCACUCCCCUGCGCAGUCCCAGGAAAGAGCCCUGUUUUCUCGCCCGCUGUCCCUCCACACGCGCGCGCACAACUCAGCGCGCCUCCCUGCCCGCCUCAUGCGUGGCACUCGCGAAGUUUGGCGCUCUUGCCUGGUCCCCCACCCCCCACGCCGUCCUUCCUUCCUUCCCUCCCUCCUUGCCUGCCUCCCUCCCUCCGCGCUAGUUACUGUUGCCGCGCUUCUGCUGCCGCUGCUGCCAGCGACAGGACAAAGGCACAUUAACACGUGAUGGCAACUGAGCUUCAUAAAUGGGACCAGGAGGGAAAGAAGGGGUGUGCGGCGAGGCAAGCUGUUGAGGAGGGGAGACGUCGGGCAACAAGCCGCAGCAGCCGAGGAGGAGGAAGAGGAGGACGGGGCUUCGGGGAGGGCGCUGGGCACAGUUCCUUUUCCUCUCAGAGCUCCAGGAGCAGCGCAGAAGAGAAGCACAUGGCGAGCGGCGCGGAAGACCGAGGCCGGCGCCAGACCUGAGGGGCCGAGAGGAACGCGGAGCUGCUCCCCUCUCCUCUCCCUUUCCUCCUACCUUCGCGCCGCCUUCUCUUCCCCCACCCCUCCCCGUCCAGCCCUCCGCUCCCCUCCCCUCAGUCAGUGCCGCCGGGCGGUAAAGCUCGCCCCGCUCGCUGCCCGCCGAGGGUCAGCCUUGGAGCAGCAGCGCGCCUCCACCGCGAAGGGAGCGCGAGGCGCGAAGACCCAGCGCGCGCUCUCCGGACCACCCCUGCCGCGCCGCCUCCCCUCAGCCGAGGGAGCUGCGAGAGACGGGGCCAUGUGAACGUGGGGAAAGGAUUGCUGCCUUUUCCUGUCUUUCCCCCCCACAAGCCUGCAUAACUGACACCUGGGGUUAUGAAGUCAGUCCUAGAUGGCCUCGCAGAUACGACCUUCAGAACAAUUACGACAGAUCUUCUAUACAUGGGUUCCAGCGAUAUCCAGUACGAAGAUUUCAAAAGUGACAUGGCUUCCAAGUUAGGAUACUACCCACAGAAAUUCCCUCUGUCUUCUUUCCGAGGUGAUUUCCGACCAAAAAUGACUGCAGGAGAAGAUGCCAUCCUGGGUGGGCACCCACAGGAUCAGAUCAACCUUACAGAUUUUUACAACAAGACCUUGACCACCUUCAAGGAUAAUGAGGAGAAUAUACAAUGUGGGGAUAACUUCAUGGAUAUGGAGUGCUUUAUGAUUCUGAACCCUAGCCAGCAGCUGGCCAUUGCAGUACUGUCCCUUACUCUGGGCACCUUCACUGUUCUGGAAAACCUUCUGGUCUUGAUUGUCAUCCUGCAGUCCCGAAGCCUUCGCUGCAGGCCUUCCUACCAUUUCAUCAGCAGCCUGGCUGUAGCUGAUCUCCUGGGCAGUGUAAUCUUUGUCUACAGUUUUGUUGACUUCCAUGUUUUCCAUCGGAAAGACAGCCCUAACGUGUUCCUGUUCAAACUGGGUGGAGUUACAGCCUCGUUCACUGCCUCGGUGGGCAGCCUUUUCCUCACCGCAAUAGACAGGUAUAUAUCUAUACACAGGCCCUUAUCUUAUAAGAGGAUUGUCACCAGAUCGAAGGCUGUUGUAGCAUUCUGCGUGAUGUGGACCAUAGCUAUUGUAAUAGCUGUCCUUCCUCUGCUGGGCUGGAACUGCAAAAUGCUCAAUUCUGUUUGUUCAGAUAUAUUUCCUCUAAUAGACGAGAACUAUCUGUUGUUCUGGAUUGGGGUCACCGCUGUACUCUUGCUUUUUAUUGUGUAUGCCUAUAUGUACAUACUGUGGAAGGCUCAUAGUCAUGCUGUUAGGAUGCUCCAGCGCGGCACUCAGAAGAGCAUAAUAAUACAUACUUCAGAGGAUGGUAAAGUGCAUCAGAUUACUAGGCCGGAACAAACACGUAUGGACAUUAGGUUGGCCAAAACCUUGGUCCUCAUUCUUGUGGUUUUGAUCAUCUGCUGGGGUCCUCUGCUUGCAAUUAUGCUCUAUGAUGUCUUUGGGAAGAUGAACAAGCUCGUGAAGACUAUCUUUGCCUUCUGCAGCAUGCUCUGCCUGCUGAACUCCACCGUGAAUCCCAUCAUCUAUGCUCUCAGGAGCCAGGACCUGAGACAUGCUUUCAGGAGCAUGUUUCCACCUUGCAAUGGGACUGCACAGCCUCUUGAUAACAGCUUGGAGUCUGACUGCCAGCACAGACAUGCUAACAACCCAGGUAAUGUCCACAAGGCUGCUGAAAGGUGUAUUAAAAACACAGUUAAGAUUGCCAAAGUGACCAUGUCUGUCUCCUCAGACACAACUGCAGAGGCGCUGUAAAACAAAGACCUCUCGACACCGUAAGAGAACAGAUUAAGAGAAAGCAAGAGAAAUUCAUGGCUUCUUUCCUCCAGUGUAACCAUUUUUUUAAGUUUAUCAUUUCUAAGUGACUGUUUUUAUGAGUCUUGAGCAGUGGCCCCCUCUUCUGAGUUCUACAAAUAAGAAGUCAACUGAAGUUUUUAAAAACAGAUUUUUUUCCAUUGGCAAAAUGCUAAUUUACUAAUAAUGGCUAUUAUAGUAUACAAAAAUAUAUAUAUCACAUUAAUCAGUGAGCAAGAUAUACACACUUUAGGAAGCUUAUUGAAAACUGAAACAUACAACAGUUUAAUUAGAACAAAAAAGUAAAUUUUGUAAUCAUAGGUUUUUGUUUUUUUCUAGUGUGAACUAUGUUAAUUGUCUAUAAGUAGGUUUUCAUCCUCCCCCACCCCCAAAGCGGCAGUACUGGAUUGUAAGAAAUUUUGUACCACGUCUUGUGAGAUGUAUGAUGUUUUACUGUAUGUUACUGAUAUUUGUCUAACCAAAGUGAUUAGGUAGACUUGUGUGGAUGUAAUGUAAAGUAUGUGGUGAUGUAACCCCUCCCCACCCCCCCACUCCCCACCAUGAAAAUACUUCCUGUAUUUUGAAGAAUUCCUAUAAGGUAUUUUGAAAUUUUUACAUUCUUAGUGGUUUUUAGUGAACUUAAAAGGAAAGGCUUUGCAUUUCUUCUGCUCACAUUUGAAAUCCCUAUUAAGUUUUUUAAAACAAACAAACAUGUAAAUAUGGAAAUAACAGAAACAAAGGAACAUAGAAUACUUUUGGGAAAAAGGAAAAAUACACUGGCUCAGACUGAAAAAGAUGUGUGUGUGUCUCUCCCCUCCCCUCAAAAAAAUGCCAUCUUUUGUCUAUAAGACUGUUGGCUUUUUAUUGGAAAUUGUAUGAAUGCCAACAUGACCCAAAAGAAAGUUAUUAGGCAGUGAUGUCUUUAAUAGGCAACUGCUUUUUCAUUGGUCUGUUGCUGGCAUUGGAUUUGCGAAAACAACAUGUGUUUGGUUCCAUGUACAAAGUUCAAUCACUGUGACGUAUACUUGAAAAUGUGUUUCAUUCCUAUGUCCCAGGUUUAAAUAGAUUUCAAACCUGAAAUGCCAAAACAUCAGUCUUCAGUAACAAGAGGAUAAAGUGUUAGUAUUAGAUUUAAAAAAUGAAUGUGUAUAUAUAAUUAUUUAAUAUCUAUGUAGCUGUGUGUGUCGUGUACGUAUUCUAAAUAACCGUGGUUACAUUAAUAUUACUAAGAUAAGAAACUGUGACCAAAUGUUUUCUCUGUACUCCUUACUGCAUUCUUUGCACAUGAAUUCUGUUUCUAAAAGUGAGUUCUUCCAACCAAUCAGCAAUGAGCUUGCAGGAUCUAUUGAGCACACUUGUAAAAUCAUACUGAAAACAACAACCCAAUAUGAUAACUGAAGAGAAGUAUUUUAAUAUAUGUAGCUGGCAGCCUGAUUAAGAUGGCAGAAAUACUGUAGCGCUUAAAAACUCGACUGGCUUAAUGUGAAUUCGGCCACAAUAAUGAGAGGAAUGAUUGGAGGAAGCCGAGUGUCUCUGUGAACAAAUGCAAGGAAAUUUAAAACAGUCAUCCACUCGUGUCAGAAUCAAGCCCCCACUGCAACAAAAUUAAGAACCCUCUCAAAUUGGAUGCUCCACAUUUGUAGCUUCUUCUUCUUUUGCCAGAACUAAGAAUGCAGGAGACAAAAAUUGAAAUGCCAACCAUCUGAAAGGUAGCAACCUUAAAUCACAUUUAUAGUAAGAUAGUUGGCCUCCUGUUGCUAAAAGAAGGUUACUCUGAUCCAGCAAAGGCAGCUCAAACAAAGAAGCAGACUGCUAUAUUAAGAUCCCUCUUUUUGAUCAGGUCCUACGUGUAUGGGGACGGACGGACUAAACGUGGGCAGUUUUCUUUUUUAGAUCCUUGCAACUUGCACCAAGGAUUGUGUGUGGGGUUCCAGUUGCUGGGCUGCAACUCGUAGCUUGCGUUCCAAGCACCAGAUGGACAGCAUUGUGUGAAUCUAGCGCUGUCACACAUCUGCGUGAAGGCAGAUCACGAAGAGCUGUGGGGGCCAGUCAACAGUAGAUAAAAUGGACACUGAAAGAAUUAAAAACUGGGAACAGGCAAACUUAAUGCCAUCGUCUAGCAGAAUGUAAAGUGAAACUAAAGCACUAGCUAGAAUGUAGCCUGCCGAGAACUAAAGAUCCUGAGUAACAUGAGUUUGGAAGCUGACUAGGGCAAAUCGUUUGCUUUUAGAAUCCAUACGAGUUGAUCCUUUGAUGCUCAAGAGAGGAAAGGCAACCCUAUUCAGGGUUGGGAGCUGAGCAAUUUAUCAAAGAGCAGUUCUGAUAUGAAAAACUUCUCCAUCUCCAGUCCUCUUCCUCCCUGCUCCACAUCUGAAGAGUUUUACUAGAAUACGGCUCCUUUCGGAAGGAGAGUAUAUGGGGAAAGCCUGCCUAUACUAGAUCUCAGUAUGAUUUUGAUGUAAGAUGGAGAAGGAGGUGCCAGAACAAGUUUCAGGAGCAUCUAGCAAUGAAAGCAAGGAAACACCUCCUCACUCACAACUUGGGAGUUCUUUAGUAACAUUGUACAGUAGGGAAUUCCUAGCCUGCGGUGGCUCAGUGAUUCUUGGAAGCCCCAAUCUAUCAGAAAGAAGGAAGCACGGGACUAUAGAACAGGGGGAGAGAUACGAGUUUGUGGCAUGCUGCUUUUAAGUUCUGUGACUAAAGGGGAUCUAGCAAAGAAGAGAGCUAUCAUUCCUGGGUGAAGUGCUUGACAUUUUACCACUGCUCACACUAGUUCUUUUCCAGAAAUGGAAGUGUCAUAAAAAGUGUUACACCAGAAAUGGCUCUGCCACCUCUAUGGAGUGGGCAACCUUUUUCAUCUGAAGUGCCACAGUCCUUUCUGGACAAUCUAGGGGCCACAGCAGUGGAGGUUUUAACAUGUUCAUUGGUUCAGCAUUGUAAGUUAGGUGGUCACCUACAGAACGAAUUCUAUUUGAUUUGAUGUUUGUAUUCUUAUCCAGCAACAGUGUUGAGCUCAAAACAGCUCACAAUAAUCGCAGUAGCAUUAAAAAGCAACAGGCAUUGCAAUCAUUAUAAUAUCAAACAGAGUAGCAAACCAGAAUUAACAAAUUCAUCAAAACAGUCAAUGCAAUUCAAUGGAGGCAUGGUAAUUCAAAAUAUUGGAAAGAGCUUCUGGGCCUUGUGCAAUAAAACAAUUCCAUCCAGGGGAACAGCUUGCCAAAACUACCAGGCAUGUUGCUAAAAGGCAAGAUGAUGAUAAAGAUAAAAAUGCAAACCUUAUUUGUUCAUAACUAUGUCAAAAUACUGUACAAAAUGUUGGACUUGGUGUAGAACAGAUCUGUUCUAUUCUACGCAUGUUCCUGAGAGGUGUAGCUUGGCAAUCGAAAGGGACUGGAUUAUUUCUGGUUUGCUUCAAGACAUGCACAAGAGGGAUAUGCCAUGACUUCUGCCAAGAGGGCAGCUGUGCAUUUGUUACUUAUUUCAUUUGCAGACCUGCCCCCUCCACUGAAGCAAAUUCGCAAGUCCUUGCAAGCAAGCAUCCUCCAUAUGUGCAUUGAAACUUCCCACACACACACUUGAAAUAGCACACUUGAUCAGGGUGUGUAACUUUCAGUAGCGGUGGAAAACUUUUAUCGUCCUCUAUUUAAAAAAACAGGAAAGGAAAGGAAAAGAAAAGAUAAUUCUGGUAACUACUUGGGUACCUCCAGAUGAUGUUUACUGACUAUUCUGAGCUCAGUGCAGGCCACCAUGGAUGCAGCACAUGAUCAGAGGUUUCUCUGGGGCAUAAGCCUCAUUUCCCCCUCCCCUGCAGCAUGUACAUUCAAGCAGUCCCAUGUGGCAGGCCUUUCUGUGGAAUUGGAGACUUGUGCUAUCUUUCCAUAUCCCUAUACAGCACCUUGUCUUUCUGAUUUCUGAUUGUCUUUCUGAAUGUGAGGGCCCUCCCCCGUAAUAGCAUAGCCCAUUCAAUUGCUUGUGUGUACAUACUGAAGGGGGAGAGAAAAUAGACUCCUGUGCUGUAGGAAUUCUUCUGUGUGCAGGUGCUGGGUCUAUGGUGGGCUGUAGUUUGAAACUACUUUCUUCCUUUGACAAUACAUCUUCAAUCUGAAACAGUUUGGGAGGAAAGAAAACCCAGAGGAGGGGGGGGGAAGAUAACUUUAAGAGCCAUUUUUGAAACUAUUCUUGUGGUUUUAAUGCACACUGUAUGGGUUUCUGUUUAUGUACAAGAUCUUAACUUCUAUGUAAUUAAAAAAA
Podarcis muralis (Common wall lizard) is the source of this 6745-nucleotide messenger RNA. RefSeq names its product cannabinoid receptor 1 (gene CNR1). The record is from RefSeq and is a predicted model, not a curated record. NCBI's taxonomy places the organism in Eukaryota, Metazoa, Chordata, Lepidosauria, Squamata, Lacertidae. Gene Ontology annotation, cellular component: membrane. Gene Ontology annotation, biological process: G protein-coupled receptor signaling pathway. Gene Ontology annotation, molecular function: cannabinoid receptor activity.